Anas platyrhynchos (mallard) is the source of this 3197-nucleotide messenger RNA. RefSeq names its product cleavage stimulation factor subunit 1 (gene CSTF1). Gene Ontology annotation, molecular function: RNA binding; protein binding. Gene Ontology annotation, cellular component: mRNA cleavage stimulating factor complex. Lineage: Eukaryota; Metazoa; Chordata; Aves; Anseriformes; Anatidae. The record is from RefSeq and is a predicted model, not a curated record. Gene Ontology annotation, biological process: mRNA 3'-end processing.
CUCCAUGCGUAUUUUACGUAGCGCCUGCCCCGCCGCCGGCUCCUUCCGUACUCCAAGUGCGCGGCGCGGCGCCCCGCUAACGCACGGCGCUCCGCAAAGUCUGCCCGGCCGCCUCCCGCCUUACGCAAAUCGCGUAUGUCCAGACCACCCACCUGUGGCAACGCUACAACUGCCGCCCCCUCCCCGCGGGCACCCAGGCCUCGCAGCGCCCCGACGGCGGCCGGGGGAAGGGCCCCAGGUUAGUCCCGCAGCCUGCGAGGCGCCGGCCUCCGCCCUCGCUGCCUCCACACACACACACACACACACACACACACACACCCGCGGUGCUGCCACCUCGCGUGAAGCCGGGCGCGAGUGGGGCCGCCCGCCUGCCUUUGUGUGGUGGUGGUGGCCGCGAGGUAGGUGCCCCGCGGGUGGCAGCUCCGCGCGAAGCCGGGAGGGCCGGGGUGAAGCAGGCCUCGCCGCCUCACGCUCGCCCCCGGGGCAGCGCUCCACGUGCCCUCGGCUCUUGAGGACAAGUGCGAAGGGGACGCCUUGCCCUGCUGCACCGCGCCGAGGGGACGCUCGGCCCGCAGGUUGGCUUCGCCGUGAGGUGAGCGGUGCUGAGCUGCGGCCGGUGGCAGCUUCUAAAAGCCUGCGGGUCAUCGAGGAGCGGAGCCCGGACAGCACCGGCAGCGGGUGAGCGGCGCUGCUCGUGAGGACAAGCGCGACAAGGAGCGAGGGGCUGCGCUGGUGGCUCAGUGACCAGGCAGCUGCGAGGUCUUGCUCACGCCUGUGAGGAGGACCUUGGCCGGCGAGCGGCGGCCAGGACGAGGUUCAGUUUGUCAGGUCUCUGAAGAACCAUAAUCGAAGGCAACUCUUAACCGGCUCCGCGUCGCUAGGAACCAGUGCGAAGGCCGCCCCGUUGUGUUGGUGUUUACAAGCGGUACAGGAUAGGGAAAAAGAAGAUGUCAGGUCGUCGUGUCGCCGCGGCAUGUGACAGGCGGCAGCUGCCAAGGGGCAUGGGCAGCAUGGCAGCGCCCCUCCUCGACCCGCGUCCGCUUCGACUGCCGUUUCUUGAGGCUGACAGCCGCCUCCCAUCGAUGUGCGGGCGCUCGAUGCAGCAGCCCUCGCGCCGCAGCGUCCUGCGGGCCCGGCCGCCGCCGCCGCCUCCUCCCCUACCGCCGCCGCCCAUCGAUGCGCUCCGCGCUCCGGUCGCCAUCUUAGGGGCAGAGCGAGGGAGGCAGAAGGAAGGGUCGGCCCCUCCGAGGCACUCCUUGCUCACAAUGUAUAGAACAAAAGUCAGCUUGAAAGACCGUCAGCAACUUUAUAAAUUGAUAAUUAGUCAGCUACUAUAUGAUGGAUACAUAAAUAUUGCCAAUGGCUUAAUAAAUGAGAUAAAACCACAAUCAGUCUGUGCACCAUCUGAACAACUGCUGCACCUGAUUAAAUUAGGAAUGGAAAAUGAUGACAGUGCUGUUCAGUACGCAAUUGGACGGUCGGACACAGUAGCUCCAGGCACAGGAAUUGACUUAGAAUUUGAUGCAGAUGUACAGACCAUGUCUCCUGAGGCUUCUGAAUAUGAGACUUGUUACGUCACAUCUCAUAAGGGACCAUGUCGUGUGGCUACGUAUAGCAGAGAUGGGCAGUUAAUAGCUACAGGAUCUGCCGAUGCCUCAAUAAAAAUUCUUGAUACAGAGAGAAUGCUGGCUAAAAGUGCUAUGCCUAUUGAGGUCAUGAUGAAUGAGACAGCACAGCAAAACAUGGAAAAUCAUCCUGUUAUUCGGACUCUGUAUGAUCACGUGGAUGAAGUUACAUGUUUAGCUUUUCACCCAACAGAACAGAUCCUUGCAUCUGGUUCAAGGGACUACACACUUAAGUUGUUUGACUAUUCAAAGCCUUCUGCCAAAAGAGCCUUCAAAUAUAUACAGGAAGCAGAGAUGUUACGCUCAAUCUCUUUUCACCCUUCGGGAGAUUUCAUUCUUGUUGGUACCCAGCACCCAACUUUACGACUUUAUGAUAUCAAUACUUUCCAGUGUUUUGUGUCUUGCAAUCCUCAAGAUCAGCACACAGAUGCCAUUUGUUCAGUAAAUUACAAUGCAAGUGCAAACAUGUAUGUGACAGGAAGUAAGGAUGGAUGCAUCAAACUGUGGGACGGUGUUUCAAAUCGCUGUAUCACUACUUUUGAGAAGGCGCAUGAUGGAGCUGAAGUCUGUUCAGCUAUUUUUUCCAAAAAUUCAAAGUAUAUCUUGUCAAGUGGAAAAGACUCUGUAGCUAAACUAUGGGAGAUAUCCACUGGUCGAACACUGGUCAAAUACACAGGAGCUGGUUUGAGUGGACGGCAAGUACACAGAACACAAGCUGUCUUCAACCACACAGAAGACUACGUGCUGCUUCCAGAUGAAAGGACCAUAAGUCUCUGCUGCUGGGAUUCAAGAACUGCUGAACGGAGAAAUCUUCUUUCUCUUGGGCAUAACAGCAUUGUUCGCUGUAUUGUCCAUUCUCCUACCAAUCCUGGCUUCAUGACCUGCAGCGAUGACUACAGGGCUAGAUUUUGGUACAGAAGGUCAACAACAGACUAAGGACACUUUUAUAAAACAGUGAUUAUCCAGAUUCAUUAUAUCAUCUUGUAUUGAUUGUACUGCCAACAGAUGCCUAGAUGAGAGCCACGCUGUGUCUGUUUUCUUGUCGUUUUUUUAAUUCUGUCAAACGUGGCAGAAAAAUCGUGGAACACCAGGAUGAAGUUUUGCCCCACGCUAAUUUUUUAUUAGUGUGUGGGACAUUAAUUUUUGUAAGUCAUCUCUAAUUUUACUCAAGGAGUUGGGGUGCGGAAUAAAAUGAUCCUUGCAGGAAGGAUUGUAUUCUCCCAUCUCUCUGAAUCCUGCAAAAGAUAAUGUGACUAGAUCUUGCUCAAACUGGGCAGUAAGAGCCAGUUUUGCUCUGCAUUGUAUCUGUGCAAUCCCACUGAAGUCUGUUUAAAGAAUGGAUUACACAAGUAACAGCAGAACUUGGCAAAUAUUUUAAUGAAGCCUUAAGCCGUCUUCAGUAAAGCUCUGUUUUGUAUCUUUUAGUCUUCUUUUUUCCUCCAGUUCGCCAAGUGGACCUUUGAUUCUGAGCCAGUCUUGUGCUAUAAGAAUUCAAAACACAAUUUUAAACUGUUUAGAUGAAUUCAAGCAAUAGUGUUCUAGUUCUGAUAUUAAAACUCAGAAUUGAAAUCU